AUGCGCAAAGAUGAGGUUGAUCCAGGCUGGGACAUCAAGGUGGGUUUGUGGACAGCUGGGGUGGACGGGUGGUACGGUGGUCAAUGCAGUGGAGUGACUGAGUGGCAGGGGCGUUACCAGUCGAUCCAGGAAAACUUGGGUCUGGCGCAGGAACUGACUCAUGAGGAGCUGGAGGAGGAGAGGAGGCAGCUGGAUCAGAAGCAGGCCCAGGAACGGGAGAGGCAGGCCAGGAGCCGGGCCGAGCAGAUCCAGAAAGACAGGAUCCAGCAGCAGCAGAGAGAAGCAGAACAGCGACAGAAGGAGGAGCAGCAGAGACAGAACCAGGUGGAAACCAGUAAAAAGGUGACGGGAAUCAACGCGGCUGCUUCCGUCCAGAAAGCCAACGUGAGUCUCACAAACAUAUAUAAUUACCUGAUUUUUGUCAUCAGUUUUCAUCAUUUCAGUGUUUCUGGCGUUUUCUCGUUUGACUUCCUGGUCAGCACUACAUUACCCAUAAGCCUCAGCCGCUGUUGCCACGGUGACGAAUCCAAAACAACCACAAAGCAGAGAAUAGAUUAAUCUAAGCAGUC
This is a messenger RNA of Stegastes partitus (bicolor damselfish), 569 nucleotides long. RefSeq names its product probable E3 ubiquitin-protein ligase bre1. The record is from RefSeq and is a predicted model, not a curated record. Bases 1 to 558 code for a protein of 185 amino acids. The transcript has 5 exons. Lineage: Eukaryota; Metazoa; Chordata; Actinopteri; Pomacentridae.